UUUGCCGUUGCAGGUGCCUACUUAAAAAUGAACUCUUGAGAGUUCGUCCUAGUUUUCUUUAUUCUAGUUCUUAUUUAAUACAGGUUCCCAAGUUUGAAGGAAUCAUCGACGAUGAACCGUCAUCGUCUUCUGUCGACACUCCUGGCAUUCGCAGUCGUCGGCCUCGGCGAGGGAGCAUCGAAGCGGGAUUCCCCUCUUCCCGUGGAAGACAAGGACUACUGGAUGAAGGAGAUGGCCGAGGACAUCCGGCGGACCCAGGCGAGGCAGCCGAACGUGAAGAGGGCCAAGAACGUCCUUCUCUUCCUCGGAGACGGGAUGGGACUUCCGGCCAUCGUCGCCACGAGGAUCUACAAGGGACAGCUUCAGGGUCGACCCGGCGAGGAAACCGUUCUUCGAUUCGAAGAAUUCCCUUCGACUGGGCUCGUCAAGGUCUGC
This is a messenger RNA of Darwinula stevensoni, 435 nucleotides long. The record is from the annotation of a GenBank genome assembly. Lineage: Eukaryota; Metazoa; Arthropoda; Ostracoda; Podocopida; Darwinulidae.